Trematosphaeria pertusa is the source of this 1286-nucleotide messenger RNA. RefSeq lists its product as uncharacterized. NCBI's taxonomy places the organism in Eukaryota, Fungi, Ascomycota, Dothideomycetes, Pleosporales, Trematosphaeriaceae. The transcript has a single exon. The coding region runs from base 289 to 954 and encodes 221 amino acids. The record is from RefSeq and is a predicted model, not a curated record.
AGACGUGGGUGGGUGCGAUUGGGGGGCCUGAUGGACUGGAGAUGCUGGGGGUUGGGGAACGGCGAGGAUGCCGCAGGACGGCGACGGUGGGGAGAUACAGUGGUCGGUGACGGGAGGCGCGGAUGUUGGAACGGUGCCGACGGCUUGGGUUAUCGGGCCGUAUGGACCUGGGGUGGGAGUACGCUUGCGAAGUGUAGUGUAGUGGGAUGACAAAGUCUCCAUUCGGUGCUCUCGGUCGCGCGCUCUCGUUCCACCGAAAAGCGCCGCAGGAGCCGAAAUUUUGUCAGCAUGUCGCCGGAAAAGCCGGCCGAUAUCGUGAGCAUGAACGAGGGUUUCCGAGCUUCUUCACAUCUGCCGACUACUCGCCUCGAUGCAGGCACCGCUGCGCAUGUCCAGUCGACGACUUCUCUUGGCCGCACAUGUGCUCUAGUCGCAGCGAUGCUACGACUAUCAGGCGGCCCAGCUACAACUCGCAAGCUAGCAGCGUGCAGCAGCUCGAACAUCGACAGCCAUAGGCCACCCGGCGUCCGACGCGAGGUGAAGGGACCCAUUUCCUUGUUGCGAGACCCAUUUCCUUGUUGCGAGACCCAUUUCCUUGUUGCGAGACCCAUUUCCUUGUUGCGAGACCCAUCUCAACAUCCCAGACAGACGGGAAGAGUAGAGAACCAACACACUUGCUGCGGCAAGUGCGCGCGAAACGGAGUUCCGACUGCUGGUGUCGCUCUCGACGAUGGGAUGCUCGAUUGGGGAUUCGCUGAGCCGAUGCGGGACCCAAAAAACGCCUGGAACUUAUGCCAACCCGUUUACGCCACAACGCCCCGCAUGGAGCCCCACGAGGAUAAAUUUACUGGCAUUCGAGGGGCCUGCAAGUCGGUAUUCAACCGCAGCCGGGGCAAUUCAUUCGCACUGUUUCGUGCGAGUCCAAGAGGGAGGGGGCACAGCAGGGAAGCUUGAAACUGGGGACCUAUUUCGACACCCUUUGCUGAGCUCAACAUGGCGUGGCCGAAGCAAGCCGUCGGGAAACCAGUUCAUGUUCCGAAGGCUUCUUGAGUGCUAUAUUGUCCUGAUUAGGCAAACCUCUUUUAGCGACUUCUACCGACCUUCGAGAAGGGAAGUAGGUACGAGUGGCUUGCGGGGUGGCUGGGAUGAAUAAUCCGCGUGCGGGCGCAGGUGCUGAUUCUCGAAAGGGCCGGUUGAAAAGGCGGUCUCCGGACCCGUUAUGCCCGCUGCUGGCGUCGCAUAGAAACGGUAUACCUAGGUACCAUAACGGUGCAGGGUACAGCGGA